GGAGCACAAAGUCGACCAGGGUAGUCCACCACUCGGAGUCGUAGUAUCAUGCCUACAAGUUGACAGGCGCAAGUAGAUGGUCCAUUCAAGCACAUUGCAGUUUUUCGUCUUUCCCGUGUGGCAGGGGUAUGAAGGCGAGAUCAAAUUAUGUUUGCCCGUGGUGCACAGCGGAGUACAGCGGAUAGAGGGCGCUCCGAGUUACUCUUUCCGUCUUUCAAUGCUUGAUAUGGCUCAACUUAAAAAGUACUUGGCCUGUAUGUGCCUUGGCUGCUUCAAAAAUGAUCUGAUAGGCGACAACCAACGUUUACUCGAGCGUGUUUCUGAACAGACAGAGCGAGGGUUGCUCGUGAUGGUUGAUCUCUCUUGGGACAGCGGUUCCGCACCGGCCCUUCCUCGUCUACCGGUAGGAGAGAGAGCAAAGAAUGCAAGCGAGGUGAACAUGUGAGGAAGUCAAAGGGCGGUGGAACUGUUCUUGACCCUGCAUUAUGUCUCUUGCCACUUCGCUAGAUAUACAGAUGUCUUACUGGAAUGGGUUCCAGCUGGACUUCUGGCCUUUUCACUGGGUUAGGCGAAGUUGCGCCUUUGUAGGGACUGGCUGGCCUGGAGGGCGAAAAUCCGAGGCGCGUCCAGGAAACCGACCGCUUUCCUUGAAGGAACAGACUUUGGACCAUAGAUUUCUGUUCCCGCGUGGCAAGGCUCCUCCGCCGGAAAGGCAUCACAGACAGGUAUUUGUUCUGCGUACUGGAUGACCUGAAAUCUUCAGAAAAUUUCAAUGCUGUCACCACCCUUUGCAGUCUUGAAUCAUCGGGUCUUCCGCCAAUUUUCAAGAGCCAUGACUGAGUCUCCUUCAUGCACCAGUACUGCUCGGAUAAUGAUCCAUCGGCAUGUUUCGGAGAACACAUCGUCGCCAUGCUAGGUGCCAUGUGAUAUACAUUUGACUUAGGCGAGACUUGGUUUGCUCUAGCCGCUCGCGAGCCUACAUCAUAGUUGUUGGACGGGAGGCUUGCAUAGCAUGAAGCAAGGCCUGUGGUUCCUACAGGGGUGGGUGGUUUUGGCGGUCGUUGGUCGUUCGAGGCACUGCGCAACCACCAUGUUUGACAACGGCGAUAGGAUUGUCAAAAAGGGUUGCUUUCCACCGGAGGGUCUCCGAAAAGGGUGCGGCGGAAGCAGUGAUGUAGUCUCCCUCGCGCAGCCCAUGUAAAUGUAGCAAAACAGAGAACACGACGACUCCCACCA
Messenger RNA from Exophiala dermatitidis NIH/UT8656, 1236 nucleotides. RefSeq lists its product as uncharacterized. NCBI's taxonomy places the organism in Eukaryota, Fungi, Ascomycota, Eurotiomycetes, Chaetothyriales, Herpotrichiellaceae. The transcript has 2 exons. The record is from RefSeq and is a predicted model, not a curated record. Bases 77 to 445 code for a protein of 122 amino acids.